GACAUCUGUGAUCUGGGCUCGGUGCUUGCGACGUCCUCUCCCACCAUCCCUCAACCAAAAACACCUGCAAACUUGCAACUUGCACGAUACCUCACACCUUUGCUGAUAUACAUACCCGUCGACGCCGACACAAAGGGAGUGCUACAACUGCCCUCGAUUCGAUCUGCGCUCCGGCCAUCUUCCUCGCCUCUGUCUCGAACCCCAACCCCCCUUUCCGGGAGCUUCCACGUAUUGCGAUUCAGGAGCCAUCUGCGACACUACUCUCGACAAAGAAGUCUGUCCUCGACUCAACCCUCUCCUCUGCCCAAACCCACGACCACUACAUCUCCCAAAACUCCCAGGCCGCAUCGCAACAAUGAGCGCGCCCCCCGCUUCCAGCCAAGGUGGUAUCUCGGAUCCCGCCUUGAUCACCCUCGUGAACAAGCUCCAGGAUGUCUUCACAACGGUUGGCGUCACCAACCCUAUCGAUCUCCCUCAAAUCGUCGUCGUUGGUAGUCAGUCUAGCGGUAAGAGUUCCGUCUUGGAGAAUAUCGUAGGAAGAGACUUCUUGCCCCGAGGUUCUGGAAUUUGCACCCGUCGACCCCUCGUCCUACAGCUCAUCAACCGUCCCGCGACUUCACAGAACGGCAUCGAGGAGGUGGAAAACAGCACCGACAAGGCAGCCAACGCCGACGAAUGGGGCGAGUUCCUCCAUAUCCCCGGCCAAAAGUUCUACGACUUCAACAAGAUUCGCGAUGAGAUUAGCAGAGAAACGGAGGCCAAGGUCGGCCGCAAUGCAGGCAUUUCGCCCGCUCCCAUCAACUUGAGAGUCUACUCCCCGAACGUUCUCACUUUGACCCUGGUCGAUUUGCCCGGUCUGACCAGAGUGCCAGUCGGAGACCAGCCCCGCGAUAUCGAGCGCCAGAUUCGCGAUAUGAUUCUCAAGUACAUCUCCAAGUCUAACGCCAUCAUUCUUGCUGUCACAGCUGCCAAUAUCGAUCUUGCCAACUCCGACGGUCUCAAGCUUGCCCGCGAGGUCGACCCCGAGGGUCAGCGAACGAUUGGUGUUCUCACCAAGGUGGAUCUUAUGGACGAGGGUACCGAUGUUGUUGAUAUUCUGGCUGGACGCAUCAUUCCUUUGCGGUUGGGAUACGUUCCUGUGGUCAACCGUGGCCAGCGAGACAUCGAUAACAAGAAGCCGAUUAUGGCAGCCCUGGAGAAUGAGAAGAACUUCUUCGAUAAUCACAAGGCUUACAGGAACAAGAGCUCCUACUGCGGAACUCCCUACUUGGCUAGGAAGCUUAACCUUAUUCUGAUGAUGCACAUCAAGCAGACGCUGCCCGACAUCAAGGCUCGCAUCUCGAGCUCACUGCAAAAGUAUGCUACCGAGCUGGACAGCUUGGGACCUAGCAUGCUGGGCAACAGCGCCAACAUUGUUCUCAACAUCAUCACCGAGUUCACAAACGAGUGGCGGACGGUCUUGGACGGCAACAAUACAGAGCUUUCCAGCACGGAAUUGUCGGGUGGUGCGAGAAUUAGCUUCGUGUUUCACGAGCUAUACUCCAAUGGUGUCAAGGCUGUUGACCCCUUCGACGUGGUCAAGGAUGUUGAUAUUCGUACAAUCCUGUACAACUCGUCCGGUUCCUCUCCGGCUCUUUUCGUCGGCACCACUGCCUUCGAGUUGAUUGUGAAGCAGCAGAUCAAGCGCUUGGAAGACCCGAGUCUGAAGUGUGUGUCCCUCGUCUACGACGAGCUGGUGCGCAUCCUGUCCCAGCUUUUGGGCAAGUCGCUCUACCGCAGAUACCCUUCACUCAAGGAGAAGGUUCAUACAGUGGUUAUCAACUUCUUCAAGAAGGCCAUGGAGCCUACCAACAAGCUGGUCAAGGAUCUCGUGGCUAUGGAGGCAUGCUACAUCAACACUGGCCACCCUGACUUCUUGAACGGUCACAGGGCUAUGGCUAUGGUGAAUGAGCGCUACAACCCUUCCAAGCCCACUCAGGUUGAUCCUAAGACCGGCAAGCCUCUUCCGGGAGGUACCCCUCGAGCGUCUAGCCCAGCUGUGCCCGAAGAUGCGAAUGGAGGCUUCUUUGGCAGUUUCUUCGCCGCGAAGAACAAGAAGAAGGCGGCGGCCAUGGAGGCCCCCCCGCCGACACUCAAGGCUUCUGGAACGCUGUCAGAGCGCGAGAACAUUGAGGUGGAAGUCAUCAAGUUGCUUAUCUCUUCCUACUACAACAUUGUGAGGCGAACCAUGAUCGACAUGGUUCCCAAGGCCAUCAUGCUUACCCUUGUUCAUGGCAGAUUCACCAAGGAUGAGAUGCAGAAGGAGCUCUUGGAGAACAUGUAUCGCACUGACACUCUGGACGACCUGCUCAAGGAGAGCGAUUUCACCAUUCGCAGAAGAAAGGAGUGCCAGCAAAUGGUGGAGUCCCUUGGCAAGGCCAGCGAGAUUGUCAGCCAGGUCCAGUAA
Colletotrichum phormii is the source of this 2446-nucleotide messenger RNA. Its product is annotated as vacuolar protein sorting-associated protein 1. The record is from RefSeq and is a predicted model, not a curated record. NCBI's taxonomy places the organism in Eukaryota, Fungi, Ascomycota, Sordariomycetes, Glomerellales, Glomerellaceae. The coding region runs from base 356 to 2446 and encodes 696 amino acids. The transcript has 5 exons. Gene Ontology annotation, molecular function: GTPase activity; GTP binding; microtubule binding. Gene Ontology annotation, cellular component: cytoplasm; microtubule; membrane.